Medioppia subpectinata is the source of this 693-nucleotide messenger RNA. The record is from the annotation of a GenBank genome assembly. NCBI's taxonomy places the organism in Eukaryota, Metazoa, Arthropoda, Arachnida, Sarcoptiformes, Oppiidae.
CUAUAUUUGCUUUUUUCGUACGGAAGUUUUUACAUAAGUAGUUUUGAAUUUAUUUUUUUGUUAAUAUUUUUGUUUCUUUUGAGUUGGGGUUAUAGACCAGAACGGUUACAAGCAUCUUUUUAUAUAUUACCAGUUUAUGGAGUACAUCUUUGGUUACCAAAAGCUCACGUAGAAGCUCCAGUAAGAGGUUCUAUACUAUUAGCUGGUGUUUUGCUUAAAUUAGGAGUAUUCAGGAGGUUUGUUAAGUUGUUUUUUAUGCAUACGUCAGGUUUUGUCUUUAUAAUAGUGGCACAUGGAAUUCCCCCUAGAUUUUCUUUUUUUUCUGAGUUUUUUUGUUUUUUGCUGGUGUUUAUUUAUUUCUUUUUUUUUAACAGUUUAUAUUAUAUAGAAGGGAAUCUUGAUUUACGUCGUUUUGGUUUUCUUGUUGUACUAAGUUCUUCUAGCUUAAAUUCUGGUUUAAUUACUGUUUUUAGAAAUCGGGUUGGUGAUGGCUCAAAUUCCCUUUUCUGCAUGAUUACCAGCGGCUAUGGCAGCACCCACUCCUGUCUCUUCUUUAGUUCACUCUUCUACUUUAGUAACAGCAGUAUAUUAUUUUUGAGAACUGGUAGCUUAAUAAGAAAUUUAACAGGAUCCCAAGAUUCUCGGUUUUAUGGAUUUCCUUUCUUUAUUGUUUUGAAGGAACUGAAGAAUUUU